CUGUUUUGAAGGAAGUCCCUGGGUUGUUUUGGACGUGCUCAGACCACGUGGAGGCACGAGGUGCUCGUACUGUAACUUUAUAGCGUCCUGAACACCGUCCGACACAUUUGUAGCACAAAAAAACAAACAGUCGACCCAGCGUUGUGAGGAAAAAUGUCAGCGGGAGGUCAGACCACCAGGAGCCGGGAUAUCCCGGCCGUCAGAAGGGUCACCAUACACGACUCGGCUCACAUGCCCCAGGACUACUCCACGACUCCCGGAGGGACUCUGUUCAGCACUACGCCAGGAGGUACCAGAAUCAUCUACGAGAGGAAGUUCCUCCUCCAGUGUCGGACGUCACCUCUGGCUCGUACGCCUCCAAACCUGCCCGACAUCCCAGGAGUCACCAGGCCACUCAAACCUGACUCGCCUAACAACAUAAACCAGCCUCAACAGACAGCCAGGAAUAACGCCAACCACAACCUCCACACAGAGGAAAAUGCAGAAGACGCCCAGUUUGAAAUGGACAUCUGAAGAAAGUUGGCUACAACAUUUUCGUGUUGUUUUUUU
Molecule: messenger RNA, 549 nt
Organism: Larimichthys crocea (large yellow croaker)
Lineage: Eukaryota; Metazoa; Chordata; Actinopteri; Sciaenidae
Product: eukaryotic translation initiation factor 4E-binding protein 2
Exons: 3
Coding region: 154-513 (119 amino acids)
Biological process (GO): negative regulation of translational initiation
Cellular component (GO): cytoplasm
Molecular function (GO): eukaryotic initiation factor 4E binding
Source: RefSeq, a predicted model, not a curated record